Molecule: messenger RNA, 3240 nt
Organism: Monoraphidium neglectum
Lineage: Eukaryota; Viridiplantae; Chlorophyta; Chlorophyceae; Sphaeropleales; Selenastraceae
Exons: 4
Coding region: 1-3240 (1079 amino acids)
Source: RefSeq, a predicted model, not a curated record
AUGCGUGCCGCGCGCCGCGAGCUGGACGCCGUCGCCGCGCUGCGCCGCCUGCCGGAGUUUGGCGUGACCCUCCUGCCGUCACAGCUGAGCGGCAUGGACAGGCGGGAACUGCUGCGAGCCCUCACGACAGGCCGCCUGGGCGCCGCGGGGGCGGGCACGGGCGCGGGCGGCGACGCUGCGGGUGUCGCUAAAGAAGGGGCGCGUCCCAAGGUGCUACCUGGCGAGGCUGCCACGCGCGACGGCGGGCCUGGGGGCGUGGGCGUGGCGCCGUGGCGGCGGCUGAGCGACGUGCUGGAGGUGGCGAGACUGCUGGGGCUGGAGAGCAGGGAGACGGAAAUGGAGGUGCGCCUGCUGGCCGGCGAGAUGGCUCUGGCUGCGGGAGAGGUGGCUGUGGCGGAGCACCUGGCGCUCCACCUGGCGGCUGCAGGGCACGCGCCCGCCUGGCGGCUGGCUGCGGCGCUGGCGGCGCCCCACCCCGGGGAGCAGGGGGCGCAGCACGAGCAGCAGAUUACAAUCACAAAGCAGCGGCAGCAGCAGCAGCAGCAGCAGCAGCAGGGUCAGCAGGAGCAGGAGCAGGAGCAGGAGCAGGAGCAGGAGCAGCAGGUUCAGCAGCAGAAGCAGCAGCAGCAGGAACAGCAGCAGGAGCAGCCGCAACAGCAGCAGCAGGAGCAGCAUGUAGAGCAGGAGCAGCAUGUAGAGCAGGAGCAGCAAGGGGUGCAGCCGGAGCACCCUGGACAGGUCGAGACUUCAGGGCCAGCACGUCAGCAGGAGAGCAAGGCGGGUGUCGUCGUGCGUCAUGGCCGUGGUGAUGGCGACUCAGGUCAUGGCAGCCCUCGGCCAUCUGUUGAGGGCGGGCCUGCCGCAGCCGCCCAGGCGUCCAGUGGCAGCGAGGAGGGCGCGGACGACCAGGCCAGCCAGACUGGGGAGGGGCAGCAGGUCGGUGCGGGCCAGCACCAAGAGGUUUGGGAGGGUGCAACCAAAGAGUCCAUCAUGACGGUGGCCGCCUCCAGCGUCGGGCAGCCAGGUCCGCUUGCAGCAGAAGCUGGGAGUGAGGAAACGGUAGCAGUGAGUUAUGCGGCCGAGCCCGAGCCCCCGGCGACGCCGCUCACUCAGCAGCCAUCUGAGCAGCCGCGCUCGCCGGUGGCUUCAGGGCGGGAGGGCUGCUCUGGGGACGCUGCAGGAGCCCAGCAGCAGCAUGAGGAGGCCCAGCAGCAGCCGGCAGAAGGACCGCAGCCGGCGGACCAGCAGCAGCAGGGCCAGCAGCAGGACACCGCUGAGGAGCCCAUGGCACCUGCGCCCAGUCAGCGUCGCAAGCGCCCGCGACGGCUGCCGCUCCCGAGCCACGCGCCGCAGCCCCCUGCCCGGCGCCCGCACGCCACGGCGGCCGCCAUUGCUGACAGCUCCCGCCUGCCGCUUCUGGCGUUUGCGGCCCGCCACUGCCCGCUGGAACAGCUGGGGGUGCUGAGUGAUGAACUCCUGGAGUGCCAGGUCAGACUGGAUGCGGCCGGCACCUCAGGACAGGGCAGGAGCCGCGCGGGGGAGGAGGCGUCCGGCGCGGCCCGCGGUUUGCCUGCGGUCACUGUGGCCGGGGCGCCGAUGCACCGCAGCGAACAGUUGUUUCAAGCGGCCGCGGCUGCUGCGGCCGGCGGGCGCGGCGCGUGCGAGUGCGUGCCAACGCUGGGCGAGCCGGAGCUGCUGCUCGCCGCGCUGGUGGCGGGCGGCAGCGCGGCAGAGGCGGAGUCGCGGCUUUGGGAGGCUGUGAGGAGCGCAGCGGCUGGGGUGGAUGCGCAGUUUGGCGCCGAAGUUAUAAACAAGCAGAGCAGCAUCAGGCGCUCAGUGACGCGGCAAAGCAGCAGCAGCAGCAGCAGCAGCAGCAGCAGCAGCAGCAGCAGCAGCAACGCAGGCGCCCUGAGCUUCAGCCACCUGCAGCGGCUGCUAACAGUCGGCGCGGCAUCCCAGCUGCUGCUUGCUCUUGCGCCACAUGCGGACGAGGUCGCGCAGGCCCGCUCCACUCUUAACGGAGGGGAGCGCCCCGCGGUUGCGCGGAGGCGGCUGGUGGCAAUGCGGGUGUCGGAGAUCACUUCUGCAGCACAGCGACUGAGGGCGGCGGGGUCGCUCAGCGGGGCCGAGGCAGCGGCCACCGACGGCGCGGAACGGUGCUGGCAGCGGCUGCGGCAUGCGGACGAGAACCGGCGGCUAACAAAGCCUCGGCGGCGUUUGAAGGUGGAGUCUGGGCCAGACCCUGACAAGUCGUUUGAAGGCGGGGCAACCCAGCAGCCGCCAGACAGCUCGUUGGAGCAAGCCGCGUUUGCAGAGGACACCCCAGCUGUGGUAGAGCACAAUGCUGCGGGCAGUCAGCAGCAGCAGCAGCAGCAGCAGCAGCAGCAGAAGGAAGCGCUGCAAGAGGAGCCGGAGGAGCAGCAGCAGCAGCAGCAGCAGCAGCAGCAGCAGCAGCAGCAGCAGAAGGAAGCACGGGAAGCAGAGCCGGAGGAGCAGCAGCAGCAGCAGCAGCAGCAGAAGGAAGCGCUGCAAGAGGAGCUGGAGGAGCAACAGCAGCAGCAAGAGCAGCAGCAGGAGCAGCAGCAGAAGGAAGCGCGGGAAGCGGAGCCGGAGGAGCUGGAGCAGCAGCAGCAUGAACAGCAACAUCAGCAGGAGUGUAAGCAGCAGCAGCUAGAAGGGAGGCACUCGAAACAGCAGCAGCUGCAGGAGCACGAGGUGGAACAAACACAGGGGCCUGAACUGCAGCACGGGCAAGGGCAGCUGGAGCAACCGGAACGACGGCCUCAUGAGCAGCAGCAGGAGCAGCAGCAGGAGCAGCAGCAGGAGCAGCAGCAGGAGCAGCAGGAGCAGCAGGAGCGUCAAGAGCCGCUUCAUCACAUACAGGAUGGGGAGCCAGAGCCUCAGCUGCCGCUGGAUGAUUACACGCAGGAGGAGGAGCAGGCGGCAGAACAGGCCACCCAUGAGAUCAGCAAAUGGGGAGUCACAAUGGCGGAGGAGCGGCAGGCAGUGGGCAGCUCUGAAGCUGGCAGCUUCCAGUCUGGAUCUGCGUACGGCGCUGCUCAGACAGCUGCAGCAGGCAGCGGUCCUUGCGCGCACGGCGGCGGCGAGGCCGACGACGGCGACAGCCACGAGGACGCAGGCGUACCCUUGAUGGCGGGAGGAGGCGCUGUCUUCACCAGCACCGUGGCUGCCAUCAAUUGCUUGUUUCCCGACACGCAGGUGUGCUGUGAGUUGUGGUGA